CAUAAUAAACGUUGUAUCAAUAAAAUACUCAACCAUCUCGGGACUAAUGCCUCGUUCCUACUCGCGAUCGCCUUCCCGGCCUCGUAAAUCGCAUCGAAGCAGUAAGCAUGGCAAAAAGCAACGCUCUCGGUCACGGGAAUAUGAAUAUGAACAUCGUCGAAAGGACAGCGACAGAAGCCGACGCGUGAACCGAUCGAAAUCUCGCUCGGUAACAUCAUCUUCGUCCUACCGUCAGGAGAAAAAAGCAUCCUAUCGAAGCCGUUCCAAGGAUGAUCGACGCUACAAGAGUUCGUCCAGCAAAAAGUCCACAUCUCGCGAUCGAUACCGGGGACGCAAGUCACGCGACCGGGAGCGCUACCGUCGCUCAUCCAGCAGCUCCAGCUCGUCUUCGUCCAGUAGCUCCAGCAGCAGUUCGCGUGCGAGUAGUAGCAGCUCACGAUCGUCUAAGAAUUCGGGGAAAUCUCCGGAGAAAGAGUACGUUUUCAAAUCCAUGAACGCGGAAAUCCCCGGCCUCGUGGACCAUUCGGAAACAAAUGCGAAACUGGAAAAGUUGGAUGCGGACGAAUUCGUUCCUCAAGCGUUCGUGUCCACCAGGAAACCGGCCACCAAUAUCGUUAUCGAUCUGGCAUCUCAAACCAUCAAAGUGCCCGCUACGGAACAACCGAAAGCCCUGGAGGAAGAUUCUCUCUUUCAUCCCUCGUUCUUUCCAGGCGAUGACGACGAGCGAAUGGCACGAUGGAUCAAGAAGUUGCACAGCUUACGCCAAACUUUGCUCUGAAUCACGCGGCAGCGAGCGAGUACCGUUUAAUAAACACAAUUUAUUGACUAACGACAA
Anopheles cruzii is the source of this 835-nucleotide messenger RNA. RefSeq names its product DNA topoisomerase 1-like. The coding region runs from base 47 to 778 and encodes 243 amino acids. The record is from RefSeq and is a predicted model, not a curated record. The transcript has 2 exons. NCBI's taxonomy places the organism in Eukaryota, Metazoa, Arthropoda, Insecta, Diptera, Culicidae.